Messenger RNA from Zingiber officinale, 1329 nucleotides. RefSeq names its product bZIP transcription factor 53-like. The coding region runs from base 562 to 999 and encodes 145 amino acids. The record is from RefSeq and is a predicted model, not a curated record. The transcript has a single exon. Gene Ontology annotation, cellular component: nucleus. Gene Ontology annotation, molecular function: DNA-binding transcription factor activity; transcription cis-regulatory region binding. Gene Ontology annotation, biological process: positive regulation of DNA-templated transcription. NCBI's taxonomy places the organism in Eukaryota, Viridiplantae, Streptophyta, Magnoliopsida, Zingiberales, Zingiberaceae.
CUUCCUUUCCUUUGGUUGGUGGCUCUCGUCCAGUGGAUUUUGACGUCGUCCUUUGCCAGCUAAGUUCUUUCUCUCUUCUUUUCUCUGGUUUCUUUCCGUUGUUUUCUUUUCUCUCGCUGGAAUCCCUUUUUUUGGAUCCAGAUCCAGCUUCAAGAUCAUCCCUUUCCGGCUUGAUUUUGCUCUUUGCGUCGUUUUAAUUUCUUCCAGAUCCGACUUCCCAAAUCUGAUAUCUUGAUCCUUCUCUGUGAACGUACCUUCUCUAAUCCUUGAUCUACCCUGCUUGCUCAUAAUCGAACAGAUUUCUUGAUGUUUGCGUCUCUAAUCGCGUUGAAGACCAUCGUCUUCUAGCCCUGUAUGCAUUUCGCUGCUCUUAGCGUCUGUUUCCUCCACUCCUUCUCCGUCGUCCUCCUUUACUGGUCGUAUGUGAUCUCGUGAACUGGUAGAUCCAUUUCGAUUUCCAAUUUUUUUUACAUUUGUUUCCUUUUUUCUUUUCUAAUCCGAUCUCAAGUAACUUAGAUUCGUAAAUCGUAAUACCUUCCUACUACUAAGAACAAAAAAGCGAUGUCUUCCUUGCCUGCUCGACGAGCUUCGAGUUCCGAAGAGGAAACUCACCCUGCGAUCGACGAGAGGAAGCGUAAGAGGAUGCUGUCCAACAGGGAGUCGGCGAGGAGGUCAAGGAUGAGGAAGCAGCAGCGCCUGGACGAGCUGGUGAGCGAAGAGGCGAAGAUCAAGACCCAAAGCGCCCAAUUGUCUUCCCAAAUCCACGCGGUGACGCAGCGGUACGCGAAGGUAGAGUCCGAGAACGCCAUCCUGCGUGCGCAGCUCGACGAGUUGACGCAGAGGCUGCAGUCGGUCAACUCGGUGCUGCGCUUUGUGGAGGAAUUCAGCGGGAUGGCCAUGGACAUUCCAGAGAUGCCCGCCCACCCUAUUCUGAAGCCAUGGCAGCUUCCUUGUCCGGCGCAGCCAAUCAUAGCCAAUGCUGAAAUGCUCCAAUUCUGAGGCGUCACAGAUAACUGUUAGAGAUCUAUCAAAUGUAGAAUUUGCCUUCGUGCUUUGUGUCAUCCGUCCCUGCCUACGGCUUUCUUCAGUCUAUAACCUCUCUUGUCGCAGCAUCUGGUAGGUUUGUGUGUGUCUAUUGGAACAGUGUCUUCCAGCGAGGGUUUUGGUUUUCUUGGUAUGUAUCUGUAAAUGGGUGUGGUUUUGUUCUGUCCUAGCGUCCUUGUUAGGUCUUGAUAUGAUAUGUGCACUGGUUGUUCCCUAUAUGUGAUGAUCUGUGUUGGAAUAUUAUCAAUGGAAGUGAUUGAACAACUGUUCAAUGUGUUGAUGAAA